Molecule: messenger RNA, 3244 nt
Organism: Acipenser ruthenus (sterlet)
Lineage: Eukaryota; Metazoa; Chordata; Actinopteri; Acipenseriformes; Acipenseridae
Product: nuclear factor 7, brain-like
Exons: 6
Coding region: 244-1851 (535 amino acids)
Molecular function (GO): zinc ion binding; protein binding
Source: RefSeq, a predicted model, not a curated record
GGUCUGUCUAUCAUAUCAAAAGUGUGUGUUAGAUGUCGCAGGUGUUUCCAUUUAUUUGUCCAGCCUGUGCACUUUGCACUUCACAAUAUCACUGGCUGAUGAAACUGCCAGGGAUAAGUCACUUGAUUUAGCGAAACUGAAACUAAACAGCGGCCGCCUACCUCGAGUUGAACUUCGGCAAACCACAACAGCAAUAAUACAAUAAAGUAGGCUGUAGUGUAGGUCAAUACCACCGGAUACAUUAUGGCGUGGAAUGAGUCGACUUCAUCACUAACUGAAGAAUUGGAGUGUCCGGUUUGUUUGGAUUUCUUUAAAGACCCGGUUAUGCUGGACUGCGGUCAUAACAUGUGUCGGGCGUGUAUUUUGGGUUACAUGAAUAACCAAGGUUCGGUUCUGUGCCCUGAAUGCAGGGCCGUCGUUUCGGGUCCAGGGAGCCUGAAGCCGAACCGAGUUUUGAGAAAUUUAGCAGACAAGGCUCGUGAGCUGAAACUAACCGAACACCUGCCGUGCGCGCUCCAAGGCCCUACGGCACCCCCGCAGGAGUGUGGAUUUCAGAGCCCCAGCUUUCAAACGGGGGAGCUUUGUUGCCGCAAACACGGCGAACAGUUGAAGCUGUUUUGUGAAACUGACAGAAAGCUGGUGUGCCUGAUUUGCCGAGACGAGAGGCAGCACAAAGGCCACACUUUCAAACCAGUAAAUGAGGCCGCACAAAGUUGUAAGGAGGAGUUAAACAGAGCCUUGCAGUUUCUUCUGGGUGAUAACCAUGCAGUGCAGAGUGUGGAAAAGGAUCAGCAAACUGAACUCUCAAGGAUCCAGGACAGGUCUGGCUGGCUGCUGGCAGAUAUCACGACCCAGUUUGCUGAGCUGCACGAGUUUCUGCGGAGGCGAGAGGAGGAGGUGAAGCGAGAUCUGAAAGCAGCCGAGCGGAGGGCUCUGGAGCCCAUGGAGAGGAACCUGCAGAGGAUCCAGAGAGAGCUGGGAGACAGGACUGAGCAGGCCAGGAAACUGCAGGAUUCCCAGAGCAUCACACAGCCUGUAACUUACCUCAAGUGGUGGAGCGAGACAGGGUCCCCCAUCAUGGAAGAGCUGAAAGAAAAAGCCCCCUGUGGUCCUGCCACUGAUGAAUGGGAGAUCGUCACUGUCAGCGGAUAUGAAUCCAAACUGAAAACCCUGAGCGUCGUACCUGGCUCUUUAUCACUUGGUCCCUACGAGACACACUUGCAGUUUUUCAUUUGGAAAGAAAUGUUAAAAGUGAUCCGUAAAGUCCCCCAGCGCUUGACAAUGGAAGACUGCUCUCUGUCUCUCAAAGUGUCCCGCGAUGGUUUGAGCACGAGGCAGAUCGACAGGGAUCAGGACCAACUCCACAAACACCACCAUGCUCCCCCGGCCGUAGUCCAAACAGAAGCACGCUUCGAUCAGGGGCUGCACGCCCAGAGCAGGGAGAAAUUCACCUCCGGGAGCCACUACUGGGAGGUGGAGGUGGGGGGAAAGAGCGACUGGGCAGUGGGGAUCAAGAUGGAGAAAAUUCAGGAAAGGGAGGCCAAGUGGUACCAGAAGGUCGUGCAUUUCUUCAGCAGACACAAUUACCUCCUGCUGGUUUUCAGCGGCGAUAAGGAUUUCAGGAUCAACGCAUUUUCAGUAGAUAUUCCCAUCUUGCCCGGGGCUAGGCCCAGGAAGGUGGGAGUGUAUCUAGAUUGUGAGAAGGCUCAGGUCUCUUUCUACAAUGCCGAUGACAUGUCCCAUAUUUACACCCACAGCGAGUGUUUUGCUAAAGGCAUCGCUGCCUAUUUCAACCCUGGUCCCUACCUAGCAGGUAGAAAUGCAGAGCCCUUGACUGUAUGCUGUUACUGAUUCCAUGGUCUCAAAGCAGUGCUAACCAGUGCUUUAAAAUAAAUGUUCUUGCCUCUUUAAAAGCAUGAGAAACGUAAUCUGUACCCUCCCUUUAAGGGAGCGCUAAUCAAGGCUUUAAAAUCUAUUUUCUUAUCUUUUAUUAGCACUAGCACCACAAUCACUGCCCCUCCCUUUAAAGGGAGUACCGACUGCUUGAGAAUCUGUUUUCUAACCUCUCAUUAGGUGUAACGGAUCUCUUCUCAGCAGCUGAUAAGUUAAUAAUAUUGACUGAAUUCAGUGGGCUGAGGUGCCAAUUUAUUACAAUGGAACCAGUAGCAAGGGUACCAGGAAGUCAUUAAUAUGAAUAAAGAAAAUGAAGUAGGGUUUGUAUUUUUGGGCAAUUGCAGAAGAAUUAAGGCAUGAUGAUGAUAAUAAUAGUAAUCGACCAUUAGUAUUUAGUUAUGCAGAUCAAAUAAAGUAUAUUGUAGCACCACUAAUUGUUACUUUGGUAACACUUUAUUUUGUGAGUUAUAAUUAUUUUAUUAAUAUGUAAUUAACCAUUUACUGAAGUUUACUUACAGUUAAUAAAAAGUCAAUAGAUAUGCCAUUCAUUAGGCUGCCAUUUGAGCUCAUGUUUCAUAUGUACGCUGAGUAUGGUUUUUGAGACUUGCUAGUUUCCUGCUCUGGUAAAUAAAAUAAAAAAAAUAAAAAGGCUGGUGUGUAGAGUAACUGAUAUUAUUCUACAAGCUAUCCACACUACCUGAAUAAUAUGCAUUCAAACCACAUGGCUGCCAUACAAAAUCACGUUUUCAAAAUGCGAUGAUUGUGUAAAUAGGGUAUUAGUAGCUGUACUUACCAGGCUUUGUAUGUCUUUUUGUUACUGCAGCAGGAAAUUACCAAGUCUCAAAAAAUAUACUCAACAUCCAUAUGAAAUAUGAGCUCAAGUGGCAAACGUCUAAUGAUAGAUACACAUGCAUUCAUGUCUAUUGACUGUUUAUUAACAUGGAACUAAACUUUAGCAACAGAUUAAUUGCCUAUUAAUGAAAUAUUUAUUUAUGACACUCAAAAUAAACAUACUGGUGAGCAGGGUCAGAAAACCAGGAGUUCCUCCUUUCUAAAGCAUUCCAUUUACAUAUUGUUGACAUUCAUACUAGCCGGCAUCCUCUGUGUGCAGGUGGUGUAUCCGCAGAGACGAGUCAGGCAGCACCUCCAGUCUUGCAGCUCUCUCUGGUUGUUUGACUGUAAUCUUGCCAAUGAACUUGAAGGAACAACAACACACUGCAGUGAAAUUUAAAUUGUUUGAGUUGUUACACUACUGUACUACACUUACUAAUGCACCUUGAUAAUUACUGUAUUAGUAAUUUGGGGAAAUGGUUACAGUUUGAUCUCUGUUCAAUAAUAAGAAAGAAACAAA